GGGGACGAACGACGUUCUGGCCACCCCCCCCCCCCUUCCCCUGGUGUGUGCCACCAAUACCUGCAGCAUGCCGCAGACUCGGACUCGCUCCUUUCGUAGCCAAAUAGGGAAGUACCGGGGGAUGGUGUUGGCAUUUUUUGGUCAGGUAGAUUGCACCAACCACGGAUGAGGCAAGAAGCAGAGACAUGUCUCCCCUGAACAGGACGGAAACAAGCUUGCAGAGACCGUCGUACGGGCCAUGUGUCGAAGUCGAGGUAAAGUCCCGCCCCAGGAAGAUCCUUUUGGAGUUUCCCCCCCUUCUUCUCUUCUUCUUCUUUUUUUUCUUCUUCUUCUUAUCCAAUGUCACCUCCCUAGCGGGCAGCGGUUGCUAGACCUUCCUAGGCCGAGCCUUGAUCCGUUUGUCGUGAUUAUCGCCCGUUGUCGAGCGGCGCCUGAAUCCUCGAGAGGGUAAGUUCGGCAGUCAAACGAUGCAUAUGCGGCGCCGUUUCGGCGGUGAAGUGCCUACUACGUAGUACGUAGUAUACGGUACGAACUAGGCGAAACGAGGUGGACGGGCGCGCGGGAGAACGGGAUGUGCAGUGGGUGGGGGCAGACCAAGGUCACGCCAGAUUGGUCGGCCGGGCUUGUUUUGACGUUGAUGUGUCAGGAACUCAAGGUGAU
Messenger RNA from Colletotrichum navitas, 660 nucleotides. RefSeq lists its product as uncharacterized. The record is from RefSeq and is a predicted model, not a curated record. Bases 239 to 451 code for a protein of 70 amino acids. Lineage: Eukaryota; Fungi; Ascomycota; Sordariomycetes; Glomerellales; Glomerellaceae. The transcript has 3 exons.